AUGACCUCGCUCGACCCGACCCACGUCCCAGGCCUCGAGCGCGACGGCAACCCGCGCACCGGUCAAGCAGUGUACGACUCGGUCUCGCCCCUCCACUCGCUCUCGCACCACCUCGCCCACCAGGACCGCUCCUCCUCGUCGACCUCUCGCCGCACUCCGCCUCGACCACGCCCCACCGACAAAGACGACGACAGCGACAGCGACGACGACUGCGAUAGCGACGACGGCGUCCUCGACAAGGUCCCGAUCCCGCCCAUCCCCGACCUGCGCUUCGAGCAAGGCGUCCUCGCCUCGAUCCGCCCUUUCCUCCACCGCGCCGACGCCGACGCCGCCACCGACGAGGGCGACGCGACCGACGAGAAGAAGGGCAAGCUGCGCGCCGCCGAGAUGGGCGCGAUCGCGUCGGCCAACUUGACCGCCGAGGGCGGGCCAAAGGGCGAGAGCCCGAGCGACAUCUUCAUGGCCCCGCUCCGCGUCCAGUGGAGCCAGGUGUCGUACGUCCUCGUGCGGGAUCAGGUCGUCUUCCCGCUCCUCCAGGGCAUCCUGUGGGGCGUCGCCGGCUUCUACCUCUCGUCGGUCUGGGACUGGAACAAGGCGAGGCUCGCAGCCAAGUCGAGCGGGACCGCGCGGCCAAGCCUCUUGCGCAGCGUCGGGCUCGGAGCACGAUGA
Molecule: messenger RNA, 669 nt
Organism: Rhodotorula graminis WP1
Lineage: Eukaryota; Fungi; Basidiomycota; Microbotryomycetes; Sporidiobolales; Sporidiobolaceae
Exons: 3
Coding region: 1-669 (222 amino acids)
Biological process (GO): mitophagy
Molecular function (GO): mitochondrion autophagosome adaptor activity
Source: RefSeq, a predicted model, not a curated record